Equus quagga is the source of this 3533-nucleotide messenger RNA. It is a transcript of the gene ZFP1, whose product is annotated as ZFP1 zinc finger protein. The record is from RefSeq and is a predicted model, not a curated record. NCBI's taxonomy places the organism in Eukaryota, Metazoa, Chordata, Mammalia, Perissodactyla, Equidae. Gene Ontology annotation, molecular function: DNA-binding transcription factor activity; RNA polymerase II cis-regulatory region sequence-specific DNA binding. The transcript is spliced from 4 exons. Gene Ontology annotation, biological process: regulation of transcription by RNA polymerase II. Bases 402 to 1619 code for a protein of 405 amino acids.
CGUGGGGUGGCGGGGCCCGCCUGGCCGGACGUGCGGGGGCGGGGACGGCGGAGGGGAAGGGCUGCGGCGAGGGCUCGCCUUCCUCCCUUUGUCAGGAGAGGCGCUGCCGACCGGCCGCCAGGGUCUCUGGCCGCGCGGCAGCGCAUCCGGAAGCCCGGCGGGCGCGCGCGUGACCAGGCCCGCCGGGCGGGGCGAGGCCGGGGGCGGGGCCGGACACACCUGGCAGCGCGCGGACGCCGCGUGCUGCGUCCGCAGGCCUCCGGGGUGCAGGCAGGGUUGGGGACGCCCGGAAGUUCCCUGAUGCCCGCGACGUGCCGAAGGAAUAAGAGCUCUGACCUCUUUGCAAGAGCCUUUGCAGUCUGCCUUCAUAGUUCUCUGCCUUUACCCAAAAACUACAGAAAAUGAACAAAUCCCAGGGAUCAGUUUCAUUCACGGAUGUGACUGUGGACUUCACCCAGGAGGAGUGGGAGCAAUUGGACCCAUCUCAGAGGAUCCUAUACAUGGACGUGAUGCUGGAGAAUUAUAGCAACUUACUAUCAGUGGAGGUGUGGAAGGCUGAUGACCAGAUGGAGAGGGACCACAGAAACCCAGAUGAGCAGGCAAGGCCAUGCAUAAUCUUUAAGAACCAAACCCCCAUUGAGGAAAAAGAUAAUCUCUUUGGAAAAACAUUUAAUCUGAGCACAGACUUUGUUUCUUUAAGACAAGUGCCGUAUAAAUAUGACUUAUGUGAAAAAACCUUGAAAUAUAAUUCAGACCUACUUAAUAGAAGCUAUAUAAGAAAGAAAGCUGAUGAGUGUAAUGGAUUUGGAAAAGCACUCCUCUAUCUGAAGCAAGAGAAAACCCAUACCGGAGUGGAAUACUCUGAAUAUAAUAAAAAUGGAAAAGCCUUCGGCCAUAAAGAAGCCAUUUUUAAACAUCAGAAAAUUAGAAAUUUAGUGCAACCUUUUAUUUGUAAUUACUGUGACAAGGCUUUCCCCUUUAAGUCACUCCUCAUUAGUCAUAAGAGAAUACAUACUGGAGAAAAACCUUAUGAAUGUAAUGUAUGUAAGAAAACCUUCUCCCAUAAGGCAAACCUCAUUAAACAUCAAAGGAUUCAUACCGGGGAGAAACCCUUUGAAUGUCUUGAAUGUGGAAAAGCUUUCACCCACCAGUCAAACCUCAUUGUGCACCAGAGAGCACACAUGGAGAAGAAGCCCUAUGAAUGCAGUGAAUGUGGCAAGACAUUUGCCCAGAAGUUUGAACUUACUACACACCAGAGAAUUCAUACAGGAGAACGACCGUAUGAGUGUAAUGAAUGUGCAAAAACCUUCUUCAAGAAAUCGAAUCUCAUUAUACAUCAGAAAAUUCACACAGGGGAGAAACGCUAUGAGUGCAGUGAAUGUGGGAAAUCCUUUAUCCAGAACUCACAACUCAUUAUACAUAUGAGAACUCACACAGGAGAGAAACCCUAUGAAUGUACUGAAUGCGGCAAAACAUUCAGCCAGAGGUCCACUCUUAGGUUACAUUUGCGGAUCCAUACAGGGGAGAAACCAUAUGAGUGUUCUGAAUGCGGGAAGGCCUUCAGCAGGAAGUCCCGACUCAGUGUUCAUCAAAGAGUUCACAUAGGGGAUAGACCCUGAGACGUCAGCCAUUGUACUGUGGAAAACCCUUCCACCAAACCCUUCCAGUGGGGGAGAAACCUCAUGACGGUACUGAAGGAACAUGGGAAUUCAUACUGAGAUACAGUCUGUUAACUCAGAAACGUAUAAAAAGAGAGUCCCAUAAGAACAUCAUUAUCCUGAAAGUUAGGUAUGACACCCAGCUGAAGAAUACAUAUCAGAAUAUAUCCAACUGUAAAUAGACAUACUUAGCUGUAGUACGAUGAGCUUUUUAAAAUCUUGAAUAAAUUAUUCAAGAAUGAAAUUCUGCACAGCAACAUAAAGGACUACAGACAGUACCUUAGGAAUUUACUAGUUGUAUGUGAGAUUAUGCCAUAAAACACAAAUUGUAUAUUUUAGCUCUGCACAUGUGAAUUUAACACAGUCACUGGGAGUUUGAAAUUCUUGUCCUCUGAUAAUUAGGACACAUCGAACAAGAUUUUCCAUAGUAAACAUCGCAUGUGUUUUUCAGUACCUUUACAGCCCAGUAUGCAUUCUAAAUGCAAUGUGGAACAGAUUUUUAGUAGCCUGUAACAUAUGUCUCCUCUUCCUGCGGGCUGGCAUAUAUAAGUUGGUGUGACCAUUGUUACUGAGCUGCCUCUUAAUAAUAGAAGACACGGUUCCUGAAGUUCUAACCUGCUUCUGGGUUUGCUGAAGAUUUUUUAGAAGCGUUAUUUACAUAAAUAUGCAAGUGAGAGAUAAUUAAGAGAUUUAGAGAGUGAAGGAGACAGAUGUGGGUUCUGUUACUCAGUAUGCACCAGAGACUAAAAAUGGGCUUUUCUCUUUAUGAAUAUCCCCACCCACCAUGCCCUUGUUAUUUUUCAGUGAGGUAUUUACAUACAAAUGCAUGUCUUUUACCAAAAUAUUGUAUAACCCAGAAACUACUUGUAUUUUUGUGUUUCCCUGUUUCUCUUAAUAUUUGAUGAAUUCUUGCAAAAAGUAGGAUGUGUGUGUAUACAAAUGUUACAUUUCAGAGACUUUAGAGGAAAAAUUAUUUUAAGAAACUAUCAAUAAAUGUCUUAUUGCUUUUUAAAAUUUCCGUAUGCAUAGCCCACUUUAGAAAAAAAUUUUUGCAGUGUUCUGUUUAAAGGAGGCAUUUCUACUUUCUUGAGUUUCAUUGUCAUCAACCAAAAGCAUUUUCCUUUGGAACCUGACUUCGUAUAAAUGAUGCCUUCCCUUUAAAGGUUCACAACACUUCAUGAGUUAGACUUUUCAGUGAUCUCUCCAUAUAUUGUUUGAUGAUUAACCCCAAAAACUUCUCUUUUUUUUGCAUAACUCAAAGAUAAACCAUUUUAGGCUUUACUUCAAAUUCACAAGUUCCCUUCCCUGUCAGUCACAAAUCAUGCAUUAGGAUUGUAAAUGGCAAAUGUAACUGGCCUUUUUUUUGUUAUUUUUGAAGAUCAUUGAUAUACUGUGACUGUACAUGAAUGUGAGUGACUUUCUGAACAAAUUUACCAGAACAUCCAUAGACCAAUGAGUCUCUGUCUUGCUAAAUUGUCAUCUGUUAACGGCAGGGAAGCAGGGAAAAGUUAAUUUCAUACACUGCUGUUAGAAAUGUAAAUUGUGACAGCCUCCUUGGAAGUCACUGUGACUCUAUCUUUUAACAUUAAGAAUAAACAUACUCUCCAACCCAGGAGUCUCACUCCUAGGAAUCUAUCCCUAAGAAAAAAAAUAAAGUGCCAGUACUGAAGAUUAUAUGUUUAUCAAUGUAUAUUGUAUUUUUUGGUAAGGACAAAAAAGGAAACAAUGUGAAUGACCAUCAGUAAGGGAAUGAUUGAAUAAACUGUGGUAAUAAUAGACAUAAUAAAUAAUCAUGGCUGGAUGGUAUUCUAUGGAAAAUAUGGUGUGUGUGUGUGUGUGUGUGCGCGUGUGUACCAAGUUUUGUAAAAUAAAAGA